AUGUUUCCUACCGGCACUACUAUUAUUCGUCUUACAACAGCAUCGUCAAGGCGAGCGAUCGGUCGAGCGCUACACACUUCGUACAUAGCCAUGGCACCCAUAAAGGUUGGUGAAUCUCUGCCGGUGACGGAUUUGUUUGAAGAUUCUCCGGCAAACAAAGUGAAUGUAUGCGAUUUGACGGCGGGGAAAACAGUGGUGCUGUUUGCUGUGCCUGGUGCAUUUACCCCGGGGUGCUCGAAAACCCACUUACCUGGUUACGUGCAGAAUGCGGACAAGAUCAAAUCAGAUGGAGUAGACGAGAUCGUGUGCGUGUCGGUCAACGAUCCCUAUGUUAUGGCAGCCUGGGGGCUCCAACACAACACUAAAGGAAAGAUCCGCAUGCUUGCUGACCCCUCCGGUGCAUUCAUCAAAGCGUUGGACCUCGGCAUCAACCUGCCUCCCCUCGGCGGAUACCGCUCCAAGCGCUUCUCCAUGGUCAUCAAGGACAGCAAAGUCGACCAACUGAACGUGGAACCCGAUGGCACUGGCCUAUCUUGCUCCCUGGCUGACAGACUCAAAGUCAAGUCGUAA
This is a messenger RNA of Spodoptera littoralis (African cotton leafworm), 570 nucleotides long. The record is from the annotation of a GenBank genome assembly. NCBI's taxonomy places the organism in Eukaryota, Metazoa, Arthropoda, Insecta, Lepidoptera, Noctuidae.